This is a messenger RNA of Penicillium pulvis, 927 nucleotides long. RefSeq names its product ceramidase. The transcript has 5 exons. Gene Ontology annotation, biological process: ceramide biosynthetic process; ceramide catabolic process. Bases 1 to 927 code for a protein of 308 amino acids. Gene Ontology annotation, cellular component: endoplasmic reticulum membrane. Lineage: Eukaryota; Fungi; Ascomycota; Eurotiomycetes; Eurotiales; Aspergillaceae. The record is from RefSeq and is a predicted model, not a curated record.
AUGUUGAGUAUCAAUACCCCUGCCGAUGCAUUCUGGGGCUUACCAAGCUCUAAAGCCAACUUCUGUGAAGAGGUAGCGAACCCACACCGAUUAAUGCUCCACGAAGCUGACUCUCAUUUCUAUCGUUUGCAGGAUUACGUUGUGACGAGAUAUGUCGCGGAAUUCAUCAACAGCUUGACCAACCUAUGCUACAUCAUAUAUGCCAUUUAUGGCCUCCGUCAACUACAGCAGAAGCGCAAUGUCGAAUUCGCUCGCGCCAUUCCUUAUUGGGGCUUGAUGGCGGUUGGCAUUUGCUCCGCGGCCUUCCAUAUCAGUCUUCAAUACCACACGCAGAUGUUGGACGACCUAUCCAUGCUUUUCACAACAACUCCACUGGUUCAUCGUGUCUUGACAGUGAACGCCGAUCGCAAGGGCUCGUUUGUCACAGGUCUUUGUGUUUACUUGGCUCUCGCGCUUGUUGUAAUCUACCAUGUCAGAACAGAUGAAUUGAUUCUACAUGCUUCGUUCUUUGUUGGCAGCAUUGCUGUCAUCGGUAUCCGGACUAUGCAGCUACUUAAACGACGCACCGCCGAGAAUUCUGCAGCCCGCCGACAGCUUUGGGGUAUGGUUGUCUUUGGGGCUGUCAUCUUUCAUCUGGGAUAUAUUGUCUGGGUGGUUGAUGGCUGGGUGUGCGACGGGCUCAGAAGUGCACGGGCGAUAAUUGGGCUUCCUUGGGCAUGGCUACUGGAGCUUCAUGGAUGGUGGCAUAUUUUCACCGGUAUCGGUGCCUAUAUUUUCAUCGCGGUCAUCGACCAACUUUUGUCAGGUGAGGAUCAUGAUGAUAUUGAUGGAGGUUUUGCCUGGCCUGCAUCAUGGGCUUCCCAGUCACUAUUUGCUGGGGUAGCUUCCACCAUUGUCGGUGCGGAUGAUAAGAAGCAGAAGUUGUAA